AUGGACGAAGUUCUGUACCAGAACCAAGUGACGUCAGACAAGGCCGCAGUGGUCGCUGCGUUGGCAGCCGCCAACGGAAGCCGGGAUGAGGAGAAAGGCGUGGUGAUCCUCAAGAGCUUCCAGCAGAGCCGCAACAUCUGGGUGGCGCUGCGGGCGUUGGACGUGCCGUGGCUGUGCGAGGUCGCCACGGCGCUGGACCUGCGCGGCAUGAAGCUGGAGAACUGGGAGCAGCUGGUGAACUACUGGCCAACUGGCGCAGAGCUCGAGGAGCUCGAGGACCACGCCUUCGGGCGCAAGGUGGGCGAGCUCCGAAACGUGGAGGAGACCCUACUGCCUUUGCUCCGGAUCCCAGACCUCAAGUUCCGUCUCAGGCUGCUGGACCUGACUCAGUCCAUGCCGGUGACCAUGGACCAGCUGAGCCAGCAGCUGGCGUGCGUGCAGCAGGCCUGCCGCGAGCUGCAGGACUCCGAGUCGCUGAGGCAAUUCCUGGCGGUGACGUUGGUGGCCUGCACCUACCUGAACACCGGCACCACGGCGGAGGAUAUCAAGACCGAUGCCUCCGUGACCUCCUUCUUCGAGGUUCAGCAACUCACCAAGCUCUCAGAGCACAAGCUCUACGUCUCCACGGAAGGCGUCGGGCUAGGCAUGCAGCAGGGCAUGUGCCUGAUGCACUUUAUGGUGAAGCAGAUGCGUCUGAAGUUCCCGGACAGGACCCCGGCGCGCUUUGAGGCGGAGCUCUCAUGCCUGGAGCGCGGACGGAAGCAGCGCUUGGAUGAGGUGAAGCAGGCGAUCCAGCUGCUGAGAACAAACCUGAAGGGCCUGGAGGCGCAGGUGACCAACGUCUUCGGUCUGCCAGAAGCGUCUUGCGGCAGCGAUGAGGAGAAGGACUGCGAGAGUGCGUCCGAACGGACGUGCAGCCCGGACAAGCGGACAAGGACCCCAGACCUGCGGGCCCGCGCUUGGAUCCUCCUCUGCCCCGUGAAGGCUCGGCUGGCGCUGCUACAGCAGCAGUUCGAAGAGGCGGAGGCGUGCGCCAAGGCCAUGCUGGACCACUUCGGCGUGGAGGUGCGCGCGGUUCCGGCGCCGCAGGUGGCGGAGAAGAAGGAGUCGUCGUCAUCCAAAGAGGAGAAGAAGGAGAAGAAGGAGCUUCCACCCGGGGACCCGCUGGCGGUGACCCUGCAACAGACCUUUGCCAGCUUCAGCCACUUCCUCGCGGAGUUCCGCAACAAGUGGAAG
Messenger RNA from Effrenium voratum, 1236 nucleotides. The record is from the annotation of a GenBank genome assembly. Lineage: Eukaryota; Dinophyceae; Suessiales; Symbiodiniaceae.